Molecule: messenger RNA, 3609 nt
Organism: Danaus chrysippus (African queen)
Lineage: Eukaryota; Metazoa; Arthropoda; Insecta; Lepidoptera; Nymphalidae
Source: the annotation of a GenBank genome assembly
AUGCAUAUUAAACAGGUGAUUAUUCAAGGGUUUAAGAGUUAUCGUGAACAGAUAGUGGUAGAACCCUUUGAUAAACGACACAAUGUAGUUGUUGGACGUAACGGUUCCGGAAAAAGUAAUUUCUUCCAUGCUAUUCAGUUUGUACUUAGCGAUGAGUUCUCUCAUCUCAGGCCGGAGCAACGUCUGGCGUUACUACAUGAAGGCACAGGACCUCGGGUGAUAUCAGCCUUUGUUGAAAUUAUUUUUGACAAUUCUGAUAAUCGAAUUCCAAUUGAAAAGGAUGAGAUUUUCCUCCGAAGAGUCAUCGGUUCUAAGAAAGAUCAAUUUUUUCUCAAUAAGAAAGUUGUGCCAAGAUCGGAAGUGCUAAAUCUAUUGGAAAGUGCUGGUCUGUCCAAUUCUAAUCCAUAUUACAUUGUGAAACAAGGAAAGAUUAAUCAAAUGGCAGUAGCUCCUGAUUCACAUAGACUGAAAUUGUUACGUGAAGUAGCUGGUACACGAGUUUAUGAUGAGAGGAGAGAGGAGUCUGUUACUAUAUUGAAAGAAACUGUUGGGAAGGUUGAAAAAAUUAACGACUUUCUCCAAACCAUUGAAGAGAGACUAAAGACGCUUGAAGAAGAGAAAGAAGAAUUGAAGGAAUAUCAGAAAUGGGAUCGCGCCCGACGUGUGCUUGAAUUUAUAAUACAUGACACAGAACAUAGAGAAAACAAACGGAAACUAGAAGAUUUAGAGAAAAUGCGUGCUAACAGUGGCAAAGAACAACAACAUUAUGCUGACAUGGUGAGAGAGGCUCAAGAUCAUGUGAGAGAAGCUAAUAGAAAACUAAAAGAAGCCAGAAAAGAUGUGGCAGCAACUCGUGAAGAGAAAGACAUACUUUCAACAGAACAACAACAGUUACUGAGAGAAAAGACGAAGCUUGAGCUCGCUAUCAAAGACUUGACAGACGAUGUUGACGGAGAUAACAAAUCCAAGGAAAGAGCGGAAGCUGAGCUGGAGCGUCUCCGUCAACAGAUAUCGGAGAAAGAACGCGAAUUAGAGGAACUAAAGCCCAAGUACGAGGAAAUGAAGGCGAGGGAGGAAGAAUGUACGCGAGCACUAGCGCUCAACCAACAGAAACGACAGGAACUGUACGCUAAGCAAGGCCGCGGGACACAGUUCACAUCCAAACAAGACAGAGACCGGUGGAUAGAGAAGGAACUCAAAUCAUUGAACAAACAAAUAAAAGACAAAAAGGACCACGAGAACAAACUACGUGAGGAUCUGAGAAGGGAUGCGACAAAGCUGACGGAACUGGAAAAAAGGAUCGAAGAAAUGACAAAGGAAAUGGAAAGACAAAGGGUCGCGAUCGACGAACAUAACAAGCAGUACUACGAGUGUAAGAAGAAAAAGGAUCAGGAACAAAGUACCAGGAACGAAUUAUGGCGCAAGGAGACCACAUUAACUCAGAAUUUAUCAUCAUUAAAAGAAGAUCUAUCUAAAGCCGAUCAAGCACUGCGUUCUAUGGCUGGAAAGCCCAUACUAAACGGCAGAGACAGUGUUAGGAAAGUUCUAGAAACUUUUCAAGAACGUGGCGGUGAGUGGGCCAAGAUAGCCACACAGUACUAUGGCCCGGUUAUAGAAAACUUUAGCUGUGACAAAACUAUAUACACAGCUGUUGAGGUUACAGCCGGCAACAGAUUGUUCCAUCAUAUAGUUGAAUCAGACACCGUUGGUACUAAAAUAUUAAAGGAGAUGAAUCGACAAAGUCUUCCCGGUGAAGUGACCUUCAUGCCUCUCAAUAGAUUACAAGUCAGAGACAUGGUUUACCCUAAUGAUAAUAAUGCCAUAGCCAUGGUUCAGAAAUUGAAGUAUGAUCCGAAGUACGCGAAGGCCAUGAAGUAUAUCUUCGGUAAGACACUUAUAUGCAGGAACUUGGAGUGUGCCACCGAGCUCGGGAAACAGUUUCAUCUUGACUGUGUCACUCUAGAGGGAGAUCAGGUAUCAUCAAAAGGUUCUCUCACUGGUGGUUACUUCAAUCAAUCCCGGUCUCGUCUAGAGAUGCAGAAGACUAGAUCGGAAUUGAUGGAACAAAUAACAUCACUAGACGAAGAGCUGAACACUCUGAGACAAGAACUCAAUAAAACAGAAACAAGCAUUAAUACUAUCGUAUCUGAAAUGCAAAGGACUGAAACAAAACAGGGGAAAGCUAAAGAUAUAUUCGACAAAGUCAAAGCUGAUAUUCGUUUAAUGAAGGAAGAGCUGGCGUCUAUAGAACGAUUCCGUGGACCUAAAGAAAGAUCACUAGCACAGUGUAGAUCCAGUCUGGAAGCUAUGCAAGCAACCAAGGAAGGACUUGAGUCAGAAUUACACCAGGAACUUAUGGAGCAGUUAUCUAUAGCUGAUCAAGGUAAAGUUGAUGAAUUGAACGACGCCAUCAGACGGCUGACACAAGAGAAUAAAGAGGCCUUCAGUCAGAGAAUGAACCUUGAAGCUACCAAGAACAAACUAGAGAACUUGCUCACUAACAACCUUAUACGUCGUAAAGACGAGCUAGUACAAGCGCUUCAAGAGAUCUCAGUGGAAGAUCGUAAACGUCGUUUGGCGACUAGUAAGGCGGAUCUCACGAGCGCUGAGAAAAGAAUCAAACAGAUCAAUAAGGACCUCGAAGAUGUUGAGAGGAAGGUACAAGCAGCGGUCAAGACGGAAAAAGCUCUCAAACUGGAUCUAGACAAAUGGAGGAACAAGGAAAAAGAAGCACAAGACAAAAUGGAAGAAGAUGCCAAAGGUUUGGAAAAGAUGGCGUCUAAAGAAGUGUUACUACAAGAGAAAAUACAAGAAUCAUUGGACAAAAUAGCGGCCCUAGGAACCCUGCCUAACGCUCCCGAACUACAUUCUAAGUACCAGAAACUAUCUUUAAAACAGCUAUUCAAAGAAUUGGAGAAGGCCAACCAACAUUUGAAGAAAUACAACCACGUGAAUAAAAAAGCCUUGGAUCAGUUUAUAAGCUUUUCGGAACAAAAAGAAAAACUUUACAAGAGGAAGGAGGAACUUGAUAUUGGUGGCGAAAAAAUCCGUGAGCUGAUCGAGACGUUGGAACAUAGGAAGUUAGAAGCGAUACAGUUUACGUUCAAACAAGUCAGCAAGAAUUUCACUGAGGUGUUCAAAAAGUUGGUCCCUCAAGGCAGAGGCAGUCUUAUAAUGAGAGUGGCGCCCGACGAGGGGCAAGAUAUACCGGAUCGAGCUAACGCGGACCCGUUCACUGGCGUGGGUAUCAAAGUAUCGUUCACUGGCGGUGAAGGAGACAUGAGGGAGAUGAACCAGUUGUCCGGAGGUCAGAAAUCACUUGUCGCCCUAGCACUCAUCUUUGCCAUACAGAAAUGUGAUCCAGCGCCUUUCUACUUGUUCGACGAAAUUGAUCAGGCUCUAGACGCUCAGCAUCGUAAGGCGAUCGCGAACAUGAUCCACGAGCUGUCAUCCUCGGCUCAGUUCAUAACGACAACGUUCCGUCCGGAGUUGUUGGAACACGCUCACAAGUUCUACGGAGUCAAGUUCAGGAACAAAGUGUCUCACGUGGAGUGCGUGACUAGGGACGAGGCGCGGGACUUCGUGGAGGACAGCGCUACGCACGCGUAG